AUGCCUCGAUGGGAAGCCGUUUGCCUCCCUGGCCUUCGUCGCUCGGAGGGUCCGAGUCGUGCCCAUGCCGACCGCGACCGGUCUGGCUUGCUGGCCGGCGGUGCUUUGAUUCCCGUGGUGGCGGAGCCUCUGCUUUUGCGACGCCACUGCCCAGGGCAAAGGAAGCUGCAAGGCCGCAUCAGCUUCAAGCAGCCUCUGGAGAAGCCUCAGAAAAUCGAGGCUCAGGCUCAGGCGAAGUUCGAGCCCGAGCCGGCCCAAAUGGAAGCGCCCCAAAAGGCCGUGCUGGAAGCUGGCGAAGGAAACUCUGCGACAGCACCAAGAGAAGAGGAGCUCGGGAGCCUUCCGCUAACAGCAAACUCCUCCUCCACGCCCACGGAUCUCGUCGCCACGACACUGAGGAGGCGUGUGCUGCAGAGCGGAAGCAGGCGAACCUGGCCUCGAGUCAGGCUGCCGGUGACCGCAGAAGCGAUGCAGCGAUUCGGCGAUGAGUGGCCAGAGGCCCUGGCGCGUUGCAUUGCCAAGCUGCGGCCGGAGGCCCCGGCGAAGCCGGUGGAAGUGGUGGCGGUGAGGCCGCUCAAGAUGGAGCUUUUGGACCUGGCGGAAGGUCGGGAGGAGGUCCAGUGCAGAGCCGGCGGCGGUGCACUACCUGCGGUCGGCAGCGUCUGCUGUAUGCAGUGGUACGGUGACCUGUCUUCCAUGGUGGAGGCCUGCUUGGACUGCUGGGUCGUGGAGCUGGCACUCGAACCUCCUGCCGAUUGCAACGAUGCGAAAGCCUUGGCAGAGUGCAUCUCUCAACACUUGGCGCGGCCUUUGACGAGCUCCACAGACCCGCCACGAGUCGUCGCCGCGGAGGGCAAAGUCUUCCCACCACGCGUCGAUCGCCUCUUCAACCUGCGCGAGGUGGUGCCCCGAGAGCUGCGCCGCGUCUUCGCUUGGCCUGGGCGCCUGGAGCCUGUGGAAGCCCAGCUUCGACCGCGGCAGAUCCUGCGCCCGAACCCAGACCAGGGCCGCCAGGAGCAGGGCCGUGACCGGGGUGACUGUGACCGAGAAGUCUACGUCUACGCCCAGUGA
Symbiodinium sp. CCMP2456 is the source of this 1071-nucleotide messenger RNA. The record is from the annotation of a GenBank genome assembly. NCBI's taxonomy places the organism in Eukaryota, Dinophyceae, Suessiales, Symbiodiniaceae.